Phragmites australis (common reed) is the source of this 701-nucleotide messenger RNA. RefSeq lists its product as uncharacterized. NCBI's taxonomy places the organism in Eukaryota, Viridiplantae, Streptophyta, Magnoliopsida, Poales, Poaceae. The record is from RefSeq and is a predicted model, not a curated record. The coding region runs from base 76 to 483 and encodes 135 amino acids. The transcript has a single exon.
ACGAGGCGCUCCCAUCUGCGCCGAGCACCACUCCAAAACAACUAGCUGCGCGCGGCUCGGGCGCGUGCUCUCGUGAUGGGAGUAACGUACCAGAGGCUGCUCUCGCCGGGGAGCCGACCGCGGGGCGGCGGAGGAGGAGGCAGGGCGCGGGCGAGGGCGUGGGUGCUGCUGCGGUGGGCGGCGGUGCGGCUGAGCUGCGCGGCGAGGAGGCGGUACUGGUGCGGCGGACGCUCGAGGCGGCUGGCGUGGGCGGGUCUGUGCGGGAGGGGCACGGCGCCGGCUGCGGCGGCGGCGGAGAGGGGUAAGAGGAGGAGCACGGCGGCGGCGGGGUACGACUCGGCGAGCUACGCGCGCAACUUCGACGACGGGGCGUGGAAGGCGGAGGAGGGCGUGUCCUGGGCCGGCACCGGCGGCGCAUUCGCCCGCGCCAGCGUCAGCGACGCCAUGUCCACCGGUGAUCCCAUUCCGAGCUCCACUAGCUGACUGAUAAUCAGUGUAUCAGCAAUGGAUCACACGCAUUUCUCAUAAUUCUAUCUGUGUUAAUUUACUUCCUUCAGCUACGCAAAUAUUCUGGACUUGCUUGUUCAGAGGGUGAAAAAAAAUGCAAUUUUUUGACCUGUGUCCAAUUAGAACCUCCUGUCGAGAGUAGUAUUUUACUGAAAUUGGACGAUUCAGUGAAUCGGAACACCUUGUUCACUGCA